UGAAAUAUGUAAACAAAUGGUUGAGUUCUCAUGGCGGGGAGACAGCGUUUCUGUGGACAGGGAUUAUCUAUUCAAGCUACUACUGGUGUGAACACCAGUACGCUGCUGGGCCGGUUUGACGGACAGUCCAGGCUGCUGCUCACUACAUUGAUGUCCGGAGUUUCCGGGGCCAAAGCCGCGCUGACUGUCUUCCAGAGACAGCAGCGGGCUAACUCAGAGUCUACCCUAACUAACUUCAUACUGACUCUAUGCAGAGACGAAAUUGCCUCAUCAGCUGAAGCUCUGACACUUUCAGUCAAACCACUCGUCUGCCUGUUUCCACCAGUGUUUAAACAGAACCUGCUGAUCUUCCUCUACUUGGUGAACUCUGCUAUUCCUGGGCCCACCGUCCUGCUGCUGCUCAGAUGUCUUGCUCAGGACUCCAAUCCAACCCCCUGGGUGAGAGCUCUGGGCAGACAGCUGGAGAGGAAACUGGAGAUGAACUUCAAGGAUCCUCUGUACUCUGAACAUUGCAGGCAGAAACUGAAGCAGCUAUCGGAGAAUUUGGGAGGUUCUAGUGAGGCUGGAGGUUGGGCUGGAUGCUUCAACAGUCAAAAAGAGGAAUCUGAAUCCUAUUGUAGACUUGAUUUGCUCGAGCAUGGGACACAGCGGAAAAGACGGGCCAGUGUUGAUGAGGACGUGGAUGCAGACGGAGAGGAAGCAGUGCAGGAGAGUAAAAGGUUGAAGAUGGACAUGCAUGUUGAUGAGCCAGUAGAUGCAGAAGACGAAGAAGUGAGGAUGGACACACAAGGGGGAUCUGCAAGUGCUGCUGAAACACCUGCAGACAGACCGCACGAUGGUCUACCUGAACACAUCAGGGUAAACAUUGGCUCUGUUCUUCACAUGAAAGAGUUACUGGAAGGUCAGGCUGAGUGGGACCAGAGCGCCACAGAUGUGUUCAAAGUGUUAAACGAAUGCAACCCAACCCAAGUGGAGAUGUUGUGUGAGACACUGAACUUUCCCAUCUUACCUGAACACACCCUGCCUAAGCUGUGCAACAGCAUUUUGUCCCUCUCUCCUGAUCUGAGCUACAGUACUGCAGCAUCCCUCAUUAGGAGCAUCCUGCUGCAGAAGGUCUCGUCCCUGUCAGAGCCGGCCUCCAGGUGUUUGGUAACGGCGGUAACUUCACUGUGCAGCCGCUAUCCCCGGCCGAUGUGCCAUUCAGUAAUCGAACCAGUUCUGGAGGACAGGAAUAUAGGGCCACCUCAGACAGAGCUGCUGAACAGACUGAUAGAAAGCUGCCUGGAUUCACACUACAGACUGCUGAUGCUUCAAAUGACAUUCAGGAUUCCUUGGAGUGAAGCAGUCCUCUCCAUUAUCCACAGCUUGCUUGACUCCAAGCUGCUCUUGCAUGAAGAAGUUUUCACACAACUCACAGAGGAGCUUAUCAGCCAGGGACCUCACUUCACCACAUCUGUGAAAUUUGCCAAAAUGAUGUUAACAGUUCUCACCAAACACAGCAGCCACGUGACUGCUGCACAGAAACAUUCUCUGACGAGCUGCCUGAAUUCAAAUGAGACAUUCCUGAAGAAAUCACUUCAAGCUUCUUUGAAACGAAUCCCAGACGCAUGACUCCAGAUUUGACUUUAUUGUCAAUAACCACCAAAAUAAAUCAAAUCCAAAAAAAUAACAUACAUUGUCAGAUUAUGUUCCAACUCAUCCAUCGCUAGACAUGAACUGCCUGGAAGUUUUCUUGCUGUAUUUAUUAAUAUAUGCAAAAGCGACAUAAGAAGGAGCAUGUAAGCAGAUACAACCAGAAAACAGUAUUUAAUUUGAAUUACUUUUACUUAUAAAAAUAAUCGAGCAGGGUUUUUCCAAAGAGCUACAGAGGGGAAGAAUGUUUCCCUCUCAAGUUUAAAAAAUAUUGUUGUGGGUACUUAUUUUCCUAUUUAUGGCUUUUUCAAGUAUGAUCCCUGCAAACAUCCCAAUACUUCAACUAAUUUUUACUGAUAGAUAAAACAAGUAACACCUGGAUACUUACAGUUAGCAUUAAAGUUCAGCUUUGCCAGAAUUUGAAUUCAGAUGAAAUUCUUGUUAAACUACAAUUAAUAUCUUUAUCUGAAAUAUCUAAAACUUAAACAUUUAAGUUGGUUAAAAAAAAGCUAUUUUUUUCCACUGAACUGUAUAGAA
This is a messenger RNA of Xiphophorus maculatus (southern platyfish), 2169 nucleotides long. RefSeq names its product Fanconi anemia complementation group E (gene fance). Gene Ontology annotation, cellular component: Fanconi anaemia nuclear complex. Gene Ontology annotation, biological process: interstrand cross-link repair. The record is from RefSeq and is a predicted model, not a curated record. The transcript is spliced from 10 exons. Bases 31 to 1611 code for a protein of 526 amino acids. Lineage: Eukaryota; Metazoa; Chordata; Actinopteri; Cyprinodontiformes; Poeciliidae.